UGCCACCUAUGUAUAUUGGUGGGUAUGAGCUGGAGCUUGUGAUUAGGUUGGAUGCCUGGUCCGAUCCGAAAGAUCAAGAAGGGCAUUGAAUUUUGGCCUAAAAAGAUUUGACUGGUCUGGCCCGAUAAAAAUGAGGCCGGAAAGAGAUGACUCGAUGUCGGACCGGUCCGAAAAACUCCAACUCCAAUUGUGAUAAUUGAAAAGGGGAAAUAUGUUAGAAUGAGUAAAUUAAGGGAAACAGACUAUGUAUACGAGGCUUUCAAUUAUCUCUCAAUUAUCCCUUCUCCAUAAAAUUCAUCCCCCAAUUACCCCGGCUGGAACACGACUAGAAUUUAACGUUCAUUUGAUAAAAGAAUAUGAAAAAAUAUGAGAGAUGGGUAAAUUAAAUAAAAUCAGAUGGGAUAUCUUGGAGGUGUGCACAGGAUGUAUUUGAAAAAAUUUGAAAAUGUGAGGGGAUACAUAAGUUACAGAUUAUGGGACAUAAAAGGCUCUUAAUCAUCCCCUUCUCCAUAAAAUUCACGCUCUGACUUAUCCCGUGUAUCUUGACAUUUCUUCUCCCACAUAUCGGCCUUUUACCUUAUACUAAUCUCUCAAGUGUAUCUGUCCGGUUAAAUUUAUCAGAGUGGAAUUAAAUAGAGAUUUAAUAUUAAAUAGAAAUAAAAUAAUUAUUUUUAGAAUUUUAGUAAACAGGAAAUAAAGGAAAACAACAAAAAUAAUAACAAUAAAAAUAAAAUAAGGGUUUUGUUCUAGCUAAAAUAUGAAGGCUAAUUUUAGUAAUAUUAUUAUUUGUGUUUACCCAAAAAGGGGUGGCAAUUUAUUUAAAAGGACCUUUAAAAAUAUUAAAAAUAAAUUUGGAAAUGGGAAGAAAAAAAUAAAAGUUUAUUUUAGAAUGGAAGGUCCAUUAGUAUGCCGAAACAAAUUUAGAGAAGUGAAAUUGGCACGUUCCUGGGGAUAA
Meloidogyne enterolobii is the source of this 955-nucleotide messenger RNA. The record is from the annotation of a GenBank genome assembly. Lineage: Eukaryota; Metazoa; Nematoda; Chromadorea; Rhabditida; Meloidogynidae.